CCCCACGCAAUGCGCUUUACUGCGUUGACACGAACGACUGCAAUAACCCUUAACAAACCUGCUUUUCUCUUCAUUUGCACCUUGAUUUCACAGACUGGAUGUUUGUUCCCUUUACCUAGCCGAUUUCCUUCUCCGUUCCUGUAUCCCACCGAACCGCAUCUUUGCUGUCCGACGGUUCCUCAACCUCUUCCGAUGCAACAGUUCAUGCUAAGCUCGUCCAUCCGCCUUCGUUCCUGAUCGAAAGCCUUAUCCUACGAGUCCAGACUACCAAAGCCCCUAUUAUUACCUUAUCGCUCUCUGCCAGACAUGCCAGAACCUGCGGACGGUGGCAUGACGAAGCCUGUCAAGGCUGGGCGCAAGAACAAGAAGAAGAGAGGGAAUCAGUUAAUGAUACCAUGGCUCUACGACCUAGUACUAUGGACCAUGUCUGUCCUGAUCGACCUGUUUUUCCGUGAAGUACAUCCACGUGGAGCUUGGAAAGUCCCUCGCCAGGGUCCUGUCAUCCUUGUCGCUGCACCACAUGCGAAUCAGUUCGUUGACUCUUUGAUCCUCAUGCGAAUCCUCAAGACCGAAGCCAGAAGAAGGAUAUCAUAUCUAGUGGCGGAGAAAUCUACCAAACGAAAAUUCAUUGGGACACUGUCCAAGGCGAUAGGAGCCAUACCAGUGGGCCGAGCUCUUGACAAAGUCAAGCCUGCGGAGGGGAAAAUAUUCCUCCCUGACCCAGAUAAUGAUCCAACCUUGAUCCGAGGGGUUGGAACUGACUUCAAGAACGGUCAAUUCGAAAUUGGUGGUCUGAUCGUCCUGCCUAAGGUCCAUGGUCAAACACCCAGUACCGAAAUUGGGGAGAUUCUUUCCUCUACAGAACUUCGCUUGAAGAAGCCAUUCAAGACGCCAGAGGCAUUGGAAGCACUUACCGGUGCUGGUUCUCAAAGCGAUGGCGAUCCUAGCCAGAGAGAUUCUCGCGGCUGUUCGUUCAAGGUCGCUCCAUUCGUCGAUCAGACCAAAGUCUACAACGCCGUCUUCCAAGAACUUGACGCUGGUGGCUGUAUUGGGAUUUUUCCAGAAGGAGGCAGCCAUGACCGACCGGAUCUACUUCCUCUGAAAGCGGGCGUUGCAAUCAUGGCCCUCGGGGCAGAAGCCAACCAUCCUGGUUGUGGGGUUAAAAUCAUUCCCAUCGGCAUGAAUUAUUUCCAUGCACACAAAUUUCGAUCACGAGCUGUGAUUGAAUUCGGUCAUCCCAUCGAGGUACAUCCUGAUCAGGUUGCGGCAUACAAAGCUGGCGAUCGCAGAAACGCAGUCGGCUCCCUCCUUGAAACUGUGUACCAAGGCCUUCUAGCCGUCACUCAAGCCUGCCCCGACUAUGAUACUCUGAUGCUUGUGCAGGCGGCUCGAAGGUUAUACAAUCCGUGGGGCAAGAAGUUACCUUUGCCUUUGGUUGUUGAGCUCAACAGACGCCUCGUCAAAGGCUAUACCAAGUAUCAGGACGAUUCCCGAGUCAUCGAACUCAAGAAGGAUGUGCUCAACUAUAACCGACGGCUCCGAGCACUUGGUAUUCGUGAUCAUCAGGUUGAAUGGGGCAAUGCAGCCAAACGCCCGUGGUGGCUUGUAUUUGGUACGUUGAUCUACAGACUUGGUGAGCUAUUGGUACUGGGCCUUGGUACCCUUCCUGGGUUGGCCAUGUUCUGGCCGGUCUUCGUUACCACCAAAGUGAUCUCUGUCAAAAAGUCCCGGGAAGCACUCGCGGCUUCAACGGUCAAGCUGCAGGGCCGGGAUGUCAUCACCACGUGGAAGCUGCUUGUCGCCAUGGCCUUUGCACCAGCACUCUACGUCUACUACACCGUGAUUGUAUCCUUGUGGCUGGUGUACAAUCGACGAGAUGGAUACUACACCCACCAGGUGCCUUGGUGGAUGGUCGCUCGGACCUACGUGCCCGACUUUAUUCCUAUUUGGUUCUUUGCCAUUUUCUUCCUCAUCCUGUGUAUCUGCAUCACUUUUGCAGCCUUGCGAAUUGGUGAGAUCGGCAUGGAUGUGGUCAAGUCACUUCCACCGCUCUUCAUCGCUCUCAAUCCCCGUUCGUCAAGCAGGAUUGCAAAACUUCGAGAAACCAGAGAGGCAUUGUCUGCAAAGGUGACGGAUCUCAUCAAUACUCUGGGACCCGAAGUCUUCCCGGAUUUUGAUGCCGAGAGGAUUAUUGCCGAUCCCUUCCGGGAAGGCGCAUACCAGUCCAGUUACAAGAAGAUGCCAGAGGAGCCAAGGAUGCUCGAUGGUGACGAACCCUCGACACCAACGUCUGGCGCAUUUGAAACGGUUCCGGAAUCACCUGGAGCGAGAUCCUACGGGUUACUGCUACCGUCAAAUGAAUCGUUCGGCAACAUUGGCGGAUUCGGCUUCUUUGCAUCCAGGCCCGCGACACCGAAAAGCCGGAGUAGAAGCAGCUCCGCAGGCGGAGCACUCAGUUCUGCUGGCUUGCCAAUCAAAGCUCUCAGCACCUUGGGUGGAAAUGAGAGUUUUGACGAGGUCAGCAAACGCAUUCGUGGCGCAAUGCGUGAAAGGGGCAGAAAACGCGCAAGCGAGGGUGUUGAUACUGGAACAGAAAGCAGUUGGGAUAUGGCUUCCGACGGAGACGAAGAGCCGAAGAAAGAGAAGUAGCGCGGGACAGCACAGACGAAGCUCACUUGAACAUUGACGACGAGCACAUCCAUAAGGCGCAUGAUGUUAGAAACUGAGUCCACAUGCGAGCAUCAGUACCUAUCGUUCCAGUGUAAUCAAUAUUACGGCACAUCGGAGGACUUCUUGCGUUGAACACUUGUGCUUCCCUUGAAGCGGCCUGCCUUGUCCCAAUCUGGAACGAUUCUGUCUACUACAAUAUGCACUUAUAUGUACUGGGUACCGGUCUCAAUCCAUCAAGACUACAUCUGGGACUUGUCGAUACCAAUAGGAAGUGUGUGGACUCGUUGACGGCUACUCGUGUCGUCGUUGCCGGCAAGAGAUGCCCUGUUGAUGCUCUCAUUACCAGCACCAGCUUCCGCGCGCCCGGAAUUGGCGGACCAGGUGCCGUGGCUGACACGACUGUCGCCCCUGAAGUGGGCAAGAUCUGGACGUGCAAUGGAACGAAGGCGCGGCGACGCUGCAAGAUGCAUGAGCACGGAUGAGUAUUCAGGGCAAGGGGCUAGAGAGUUAUAUCAAAGCCAUCGAGGCGUGAGACACGAGUAGAAAGCUUGAGGAUUGGAUAUAAAAGCUGCAUUCCGCUGAUGACUCGAGAUUAAGUAGGCUUAUGGGACCAUUCCUAGUGUCUGACGUCUGAAGCAUUGAUUUCUAG
Messenger RNA from Exophiala xenobiotica, 3319 nucleotides. RefSeq lists its product as uncharacterized. Gene Ontology annotation, molecular function: glycerol-3-phosphate O-acyltransferase activity; glycerone-phosphate O-acyltransferase activity. Gene Ontology annotation, biological process: phospholipid biosynthetic process. NCBI's taxonomy places the organism in Eukaryota, Fungi, Ascomycota, Eurotiomycetes, Chaetothyriales, Herpotrichiellaceae. The transcript has 3 exons. The record is from RefSeq and is a predicted model, not a curated record. The coding region runs from base 307 to 2649 and encodes 780 amino acids. Gene Ontology annotation, cellular component: endoplasmic reticulum membrane.